AUGAGCGCCCCAACACCCAUCUCCAUCUCCGCAUUCGCCGAGACCCAGCUCCAGCUCCUCCUCCAAGAGCACGAAGCCGAAGUCGCCUCCUCUUCCCUCGCAUCCACCGCAGCGUCCGUCUCGCCGUCCACAAGACGAACUCUCCAAGCCACUGGCUACGCAUUGACUGGUCUAGUCCUGUCUUCAUGCCGUACAGGGUUGGGAGGUCGUGUCGUGGGCGAAUUCACGCCCGAUCCUGCGAUUGCGCCUACAGGGUCGAAUGGUGGUGAUGCGCGGAAUUUGGACGGACAGCUAAGACUGGGCUCGCAUGGGAUUCGGGUCGGUGACGUUGUUCGGGUGAAUGAUGUUUCUGCGGGGUCGGGAAAGAAGUUGGGGAAGGAUAAGGAUAAGGGCAAGGGUGGCAAGGAUGGGGGGAAGGGAGGUCCGGAGGGUGUGGUUACGAGAGUGAGCGAGAAGGCGGUUUGGAUUGCCUUUGGACAAAGAGGUGGUGGUGGUGGUGGUCGUUCGAAAGAGGACGAUGAGGCGAUUGAGGAGCUGUGGGGGAAGAAGCUUUGGGCGAUCAAGCUUGCGAACGACGUGACGUAUCGACGAAUGCGACAGACCAUGGAAAAGAUGGUCAAGAUGACCGAAGGGGAUCACACACACUUUAUGCGCGUUGCAUUCGGACACACGACCCCAUUACAACCCGACUACGAGGGGACUGGAGACGUCCAAUUCACCGAUCCCACUUUAAACGACUCACAGAAGGAUGCAAUUCGAUUCGCGCUGGCUGCCAGGGAUAUUGCUCUGAUCCACGGUCCACCUGGCACUGGUAAAACCCACACGCUCAUUGAAUUGAUCACACAGUUGAUCCAGAAGAACAAGCGAAUCCUGGUGUGUGGGCCCUCGAAUAUCUCGGUGGACAACAUAGUCGAGCGUCUUGCGCUGAAAAAAGUGCCCGUGAUCCGAAUCGGCCAUCCGGCCCGUCUACUCCCCUCAGUGAUGGAGCACUCCCUGGAAGUGCUCACCCAAACCUCCGAAGCGGCAGGCAUCGUGAAAGAUGUUCGGAAAGAGAUGGACGAGAAGCAGGCCAGCAUUCGCAAAACGCGGACUGGUCGUGAGCGUCGGGCUAUUUACGAUGAUCUGAAACUUCUACGGAAGGAAUACCGAGAACGGGAAUCCAAAUGCGUUGACAAUCUCGUCCGCGAGAGUAGCGUGGUUUUGGCAACUCUUCACGGCGCUGGUGGCCAUCAGCUGAAGAAUCAGAAAUUUGAUGUCGUGAUUAUUGACGAGGCCAGUCAAGCCCUUGAGGCUCAAUGCUGGAUUUCACUGCUUUCUGCGGAGAAGGUUGUCCUCGCAGGUGAUCAUCUACAAUUGCCGCCAACCGUAAAGUCCUCCAAAAUCAAUACUCGAGAUCGCGAGAGCAAAGGGUUGGCGCAACAGGAUCUGGCAGAGUUUGGCAAGAAGGAGAUCCUGCAGGGCGUCUCGCUGGAGCGAACCCUCUUUGAUCGUCUGUUGGCUUUGCACGGGCCAGGGAUCAAGCGGAUGCUGACGACACAAUAUCGAAUGCAUGAAAUGAUCAUGCGAUUUCCUUCAGAUGAAUUGUACGACUCUAGACUGAUUGCCGCCGACUCGGUCAAGAAUCGAUUACUGGCGGACUUGCCAUACGAGGUCCACGGUACCGACGAUACACAGGAGCCACUCGUGUUCUGGGAUACACAGGGCGGCGACUUCCCUGAAAGAACCGAAGACUGUGAUGUGGGAAAGAAGGAAGCGCUUUUGGGAGAUAGCAAAAGCAAUGAGAUGGAAGCGCUGGUGGUCGCCCGUCAUGUGGAUCACCUGAUCACAGCGGGAAUUCGUCCAGAGGACAUUGCCGUCAUCACGCCUUACAAUGGCCAACUUGCAGUGCUGUCCCAGAUGUUGCGCGAGAAGUACCAUGGCCUAGAAAUAGGCAGCGUCGACGGCUUCCAAGGACGGGAAAAGGAAGCCGUGGUCGUGAGUCUCGUGCGAAGCAAUCCCGAGCACGAGGUCGGCUUCCUAGGAGAGAAACGUCGAUUGAAUGGUACGUCAAAUUGGUGCGGGAAACACCCCUCCAUUGCUCUGUCGUCUUUCUGGAUUUCCUAUUGGUACCCCCAUUUUUGCAUCUUGUUUGAGAUAGAUGAAAUCGGCUAA
Penicillium diatomitis is the source of this 2151-nucleotide messenger RNA. RefSeq names its product putative DNA helicase. Bases 1 to 2151 code for a protein of 716 amino acids. The record is from RefSeq and is a predicted model, not a curated record. Gene Ontology annotation, molecular function: ATP hydrolysis activity; 5'-3' DNA helicase activity. The transcript is spliced from 3 exons. NCBI's taxonomy places the organism in Eukaryota, Fungi, Ascomycota, Eurotiomycetes, Eurotiales, Aspergillaceae.